Messenger RNA from Coffea eugenioides, 615 nucleotides. RefSeq lists its product as uncharacterized. The record is from RefSeq and is a predicted model, not a curated record. The transcript has a single exon. Lineage: Eukaryota; Viridiplantae; Streptophyta; Magnoliopsida; Gentianales; Rubiaceae. Bases 1 to 615 code for a protein of 204 amino acids.
AUGGAUCAACGACAUGUUCUUAUUCGGUUCAAGUUGGAGGAGGAUUUCUACCGUUGUUGGCUUUGGGGUUUAUGGAUGAUUCAAGAGUUUCCUAUGAGGGUUUUCAAAUGGGCUCCGGACUUCAAACUACAUGCAGAAUCCUCCCAUGCUCCGGUAUGGAUUGGUUUGGAGGGGUUGCUAGUGCAUUUUUUUGAUAAGGUUGCGUUGUUUUCUAUUGCAAGUGUCAUUGGAGUUCCGUUAAAAAUUGACGUUGCGACGGCAACAUUAGCUCAUCCAACUGUGGCUAGGAUUUGUGUGGACGUUGAUUUGUGUGGGGAGUUGCCCCAGCGCGUAUGGAUUGGUAUAGCAAAUGAUGGGUUUUGGCAGUAUAUUGAGCAUGAGAACUUGCCUUCUUAUUGUGCGCAUUGCCGUAAGCAAGGACAUGGGAGGGAUAUCUAUAGGAAACUCCUUCUGGUGCAAGCGAAGAGCAGGGAGGAGGUCGGUGAACAGGUCCCAGUGUUGCACGAUAAUAAGGGUGUUGCCGCAGGAUCGACUGGGUGUGAUAGGAGGGCAUCGCCUGUGAGGGCUGGGGGUGGUGGGUCAGACACAACCCCAGGUCAGAAUGACAAUUUAUAG